GCGGCGGCGGCAGUCGGAGGCUGUGGGGGCGGCGCGGCCGAGAGGGUAGCGGGCAGGUGGCGGAGCGGUUCCGGGAGCUUCUCGGCGAGUGCGGCGCGGCCCUGCCCGGCCCUGCCCUGCCGGAUGAAGAACGGCGCAGGCCAUGUCGCGGCACCCGACCCCCAGCCCCUGCGGCCGGCUGGGUCGUAGGACGGCGCAGCUCCCCCGCGCCCUAUAGCGAUCCCCCCUCCCAGACCCCCUAUUUAAUUUUGUACCUAAUUUAUUAAUCCCUCGCCCCGCGCCAUGGACCCGACCCCCGCGGUGCCCCCUGCCUCCAUGGCGGCCUUCCUCUGGAUGCUAGUCCUGGGCUUCAUCAUUGCCUUCGUCCUGGCUUUCUCCGUCGGCGCCAACGAUGUGGCUAACUCCUUCGGCACGGCGGUGGGCUCGGGGGUGGUGACCCUCCGGCAGGCCUGCAUCUUGGCCAGCGUCUUCGAGACCGUGGGCUCCGUCCUGCUGGGAGCCAAAGUCAGCGAGACCAUCCGGAAGGGGCUGAUCGACGUGGAGAUGUACAACUCCACACAGCAGCUGCUGAUGGCUGGCUCGAUCAGUGCCAUGUUCGGAUCUGCCGUGUGGCAGCUGAUGGCUUCGUUCUUGAAGCUCCCCAUUUCUGGUACCCACUGCAUCGUUGGAGCGACCAUUGGCUUCUCGCUGGUGGCCAAAGGGCAGGAAGGUGUCAAAUGGUCUGAGCUGCUGAAGAUUGUGCUGUCCUGGUUCAUCUCACCCCUCCUUUCGGGCAUCAUGUCUGCUAUCCUCUUCUUCCUCGUCCAGAGGUUCAUCCUUCACAAGGCAGAUCCUGUUCCCAACGGCCUGCGAGCUCUGCCUGUCUUCUACGCCUGCACCGUGGGGAUCAACCUCUUCUCCAUCAUGUACACUGGGGCACCCUCUCCCUUGUUUUAUUUCCUAGUGCUGGGCUUUGACAAACUUCCUCUGUGGGGUAUCCUCCUCAUUUCGGCCGGGAGUGCUGUUGUCUGUGCUCUCGUCGUCUGGUUCUUUGUAUGUCCAAGGAUGAAGAAGAAAAUUGAAAGAGAGAUCAAAUCAAGUCCUUCUGAAAGUCCCUUGAUGGAAAAGAACAUCGGCCCCAAGGAGGAGCACGAGGAGCCCAAGGUGCCUCUGGGUGAUGCCAAGAGCCCUGCUGCUGAGGUGGGCUCAGCCGUGCCCCAGCGGGCAGCAGUGGAGGACAGAACAGUCUCCUUCAACCUGGGCGACCUGGAGGAGAGCCAGGAGCAGGAGACGCUGCCCAGCCUUGACCUGAAGGACUCCAGCAUCGACAGUGGAGGCGUGCAGCUGCCCAACGGCAGCCUGGUGCAGUUCCACCCGGCCGUGGGGCAGCAGCUGAGCUCCAGUGGGCAGUACCACACCGUGCACAAGGACUCAGGGCUCUACAAGGAGCUGCUGCACAAACUGCACCUGGCCAAGAUGGGCGACUGCAUGGGGGACUCGGGCGACAGGCCCCUGCGGCGCAACAACAGCUACACCUCCUACACCAUGGCCAUCUGCGGCAUGCCCCUGGACUCCCUGCGUGCCAGGGAGGGCGAGGAGGGGGAGAAGCUGGCCUGGCCCGCGGUGGACAGCAAGAAGAGGGUGCGCAUGGACAGCUACACCAGCUACUGCAACGCCGUGGCCGAUGCCCACCCUGCCGCAGAGGCGGAGCUGAGCGCUGCCCAGGUGGAGCUGGGCAUGGGCGAGCACAAGGGCAGCAGUGGCUCCCUGGAGGAGUGGCACGAGCAGGACAAGCCGGAGGUGUCCCUGCUCUUCCAGUUCCUGCAGAUCCUCACCGCCUGCUUUGGCUCCUUCGCCCACGGAGGCAACGAUGUCAGCAAUGCCAUAGGGCCUCUGGUUGCCCUCUACCUGGUCUAUCAGACGGGUGAUGUGGCUACCAAGGUGGCGACUCCCAUCUGGCUGCUGCUCUACGGAGGGGCAGGGAUUUGCAUCGGGCUGUGGGUCUGGGGCAGGAGAGUCAUCCAGACCAUGGGCAAGGACCUCACCCCCAUCACACCCUCGAGUGGCUUCAGCAUUGAGCUGGCAUCUGCCCUGACCGUGGUGAUCGCCUCCAAUGUUGGCCUGCCCAUCAGCACAACCCACUGCAAGGUGGGCUCGGUGGUGUCGGUGGGCUGGCUGCGCUCCCGGAAGGCUGUGGACUGGCGUCUGUUCCGCAACAUCUUCAUGGCCUGGUUCGUGACUGUGCCCAUCUCGGGGCUCAUCAGCGCUGCCAUCAUGGCACUCUUCAAGUUUGCCAUCCUGAAGGUGUGAGUGGCACCGGGGAGGGAGAGAAAGGGAGGUGCUGGCAGCGACCGCGGCUGCUGCUUCCCUGCUGCCACCUCCAACCCCACCCUACCCUCCAGGCAGCCCCAGGGAGGUUGCUCCGGGUGGGGUGGGGGCUGCCAGCGCCUCGGGGGUCCCUCAGCUCUGCGUAGUGUUGUCACUGAAGUUCAUUUUGGGUUUUUGUUUUUGUUUUUGUUUUUCUCUGUCUAUUUUUUUUUUUAAUCUCAAUGUCUGGGGGCCGAGUUCCUGGUGGGGAAGUGGGCACCAGCAGCGCUGAGCCUGUGCCCCCCCCCGAAGCCCCCCUCUAGGGGCACUCCCCUGCUGCGCUGUAGCUUUAGAUUAGCAGUUUUGGGAGGCCACUUAACUUUUAAUGACUUAAUUAACAUCCUCCGGCAGUGAUUGCUCCGUGGGUAAGGACUGAGGCUGGGCUGUGCCCGUGCUGGGAGGGCUGGGGGGGUCCCUCCCUCGGCCUGGGCUGGGCUGUGCUGUGUUCAGCUUUGCCUCCAUUGCUGUAGUGCUGUUGGACAUCGGCUGCUGCCCAACAUCAUCCUGCUUGGGGGGUCUGGGGGUGGGCAGCAACCCCCAGCCCCCCUCACUGCUGCUACCUCGGACUCAAUAAAGAUUUCCUUUGUACUCCA
This is a messenger RNA of Pogoniulus pusillus (Red-fronted tinkerbird), 2939 nucleotides long. RefSeq names its product solute carrier family 20 member 1 (gene SLC20A1). Gene Ontology annotation, molecular function: phosphate transmembrane transporter activity. NCBI's taxonomy places the organism in Eukaryota, Metazoa, Chordata, Aves, Piciformes, Lybiidae. Gene Ontology annotation, biological process: phosphate ion transmembrane transport. The record is from RefSeq and is a predicted model, not a curated record. The transcript has 11 exons. Gene Ontology annotation, cellular component: membrane. The coding region runs from base 283 to 2289 and encodes 668 amino acids.